ACAAUUCGUCUAUCGAAUUUUUGGUGCCUAUACGAUCUGAGAAUUAUAAGGACAAAGCUCUCUCUCUCUCUCUGUAAUGGUGCCUUGAUAUCAGUGCUCGUCGAUUUCUGUCCCAAUCCACGAUUUUCUCUCCCUCAAUGGCUGCUCCGUUUUUUUCAACGCCUUUCCAACCUUUUGUUUAUCAGAGUCCGCAAGAAGCUGUAACACCUUUUCAGAUUUUGGGUGGUGAGGCCCAGAUAGUUCAGAUUAUGUUGAAGCCGCAAGAAAAAGUUAUAGCGAGGCCUGGUUCCAUGUGCUACAUGUCUGGGUCCAUUGAAAUGGAAAAUGUUUUUGCUCCUGAAAUUGAAGCAGGCGUGUGGCAGUGGCUUUUCGGCAAGAGUGUGAGUAGCAUAGUUCUUUCCAAUGUUGGUUCAAGUGAUGGAUUUGUUGGAAUUGCUGCACCUUCUCUAGCAAGAAUUCUUCCGAUUGAUUUAGCAAUGCUCGGUGGUGAAAUGUUAUGCCAGCCAGAUGCAUUUCUUUGCUCCAUCAGCGAUGUGAAAGUCAGUAAUACAGUUGAUCAGAGGGUUCGUAAUGCCAUUGUUAGUGCAGAGGGAUUUUUGAGGCAGAAAAUAUCUGGCCAGGGGCUUGCAUUUGUUGUCGGGGGUGGUACCGUUGUACAGAAAAAUCUCGAGGUUGGUGAAGUACUUGCUGUAGACAUGUCGAGCAUUGUUGCCUUGUCCGCAACAGUCAAUGUACAAGUCAAAUAUAAUGGUCCAAUAAGAAGGGUGGUCUUUGGGGGUGACAAUCUAGUCACAGGCGUUUUGAAAGGACCGGGUAUUGUAUUCAUUCAGAGUAUGCCCUUUCAUCGGCUAUCUCAGCGUAUUGCCAGGUAAUGUCUUCUGGUGAAAAAUCAAUUAAACCAAAUUGAAUUUUGCUUUCAUGCACGGGGUAAGGUGGGUUGGGGACCAUGCCUUGUGGAUAUGACUCGUGCCCUAGCUUGCCUGGUUGCAUGGGGUAGGGUGAUUCAUGUGGUCCAUGGGAUUUUUCCCAGUUCUCAAAAACCUGGGUCGUUAUAUCCCCCCAACUCAAAAUAAACUCUCUCUAUCACAAAAUUAGUGAUUCUUUUUUGCAGGGCGGUUACAUCUCCGAACAUGAGGGAUAAUCCAAAGUUCUUCAUCCAGAUAGCGAUUUUCUUAUUUCUAGCUUAUGCCGUCAUCGUGUCAUCAUUAAUUUUGACUGAUUUAUAAUUUCUUCUUCUCCUUUUUUUUUUGGGACACUCUAUGGCUUAUCUUACCUCCGGUGUCUUUUCCAGUUGGUAUGUUCCCGAGUUUUUUUUUGAAUAUGGAUAUGUAGGGAGAUUAAUAGCAGAAACACAGGGUUUUACAUUAGUUCAUUGGAGGAAAUGUUAGUGGACUCGGCUUUGUAAAGACAAUUCAAGUAUUUACUUUAUGCAGGCCUCAAUGCAUAUGCGUUUCUGUGCAACUUCUUUAUUCCUUCUUGUUAACUUCAGAAAUUCAUAGAAAUUUUAAAAG
This is a messenger RNA of Ilex paraguariensis (yerba mate), 1511 nucleotides long. Lineage: Eukaryota; Viridiplantae; Streptophyta; Magnoliopsida; Aquifoliales; Aquifoliaceae. The record is from the annotation of a GenBank genome assembly.